CCCCCUCUCUCUCCCCCUCUACAGGCUCUGAACCUGGCGUACAGCAGUAUCUUUGGUUUCUACAGGCACUUUGUUGGUCCUCCUCACAUCAAGGCCAUGUGUCGCCUGCUGGGGUACCAGGGCAUCGCUGUGGUCAUAGAGGAGCUGCUCAAAGUGGUCAAGAGCCUGGUGAGAAAGGAGAGGGGGGUGGAGGGGGGGGGGGCAUGAUGUCACAGUGGAGUAGGGGGGUGGGAGUGGGAGGGGAGGGAGGGAGGAGGGAAAUGGCGGGUGAGGGUGGAGGAAGGAGGGUGAGGGUGGAGAGAAUGGAGGGUGAGGUGUAGGGAGGAAUGGAGGGUGAGGGUGGAGGGAGGAAUGGAGGGUGAGGGUGGAGGAGGAAUGGAGGGAUGAGGGUGGAGAAGGAAUGGAGGGGGUGAGGGUGGAGGGGGGAGGGAGGGGGGAUGGAGGGUGCUUCAGGAUGUAGGAGAAUGGGCAUUUCCUAUUACCAUGGUGUUAGAAAAUGGUCUACUUCUUGUAACUGAUGACAGAGACGGAUGUUGUCCUUGGCCUUUAGUCAGUUAGAUUUGCUCACCUCGUGUCCUCUCUCCUCCAUCCGCUCUCGCCUCCUUUUGAAAAAGGUCAAAGUUAAAGAUGCACUAUGCAGAAAUCGCUCCUCCAUUUCCUGAUUGCAAAAAUUAUAAUAGUUCGCCUAAUUUCAGUUUGUGACAAAACAAGCAAGUAUAGUGUAGAGAAACAUUGUAUCUAAAGCGCUCUGAAAUAUAAUUUUCCAUAAUCAAAAAUAUUGUAUUUUCAGCUGUUUUGAAGCUGGUGUACAAAACCCAAAGUAAAAGACGCAAAAACUAAAAGGGAAGUAUAGAAAUAGUGCAGAUAAAACAGAUCUACUGCUUUUUAGACUUGAUUUCAAUGAGAGUGACAGAUCUAUAACUCACAUUUCUAAACUCAGCAAAAAAGAAACGUCCCUUUUUCAGGACCUUGUCUUUCAAAGAUAAUUCGUAAAAAUCCAAAUAACUUCACAGAUCUUCAUUGUAAAGGGUCCUGAAAAAACACUGACAGCAGGAAUAGCUAUGUAUUCAAAUUAAAUCAAAUUGUAUUGGUCACAUACACAUAUUUAGCAGAUGUUAUUGCGGUUGUAGUGAAAUGCUUGUGUUCCUAGCUCCAACAGUACAGUAAUAUCUAACAACACACAACAAUACACACAGAUCUAAAAGAAUGGAAUUAAGAAAUAUAUCAAUAUUAGGACGAGCAAUGUCAGAGUGGCAUUGACUAAAAUACAGUAGAAUAGAAUACAGUAUAUACAUAUGAGAUGAGUAAAGCAGUAUGUAAACAUUAUUAAAGUGACUAGUGUUCCAUUAUUAAAGUGACCAGUGAUUCCAUGUAAACUCAGCAAAAAAAGAAACAUUCCUUUUUCAGGACCCUGUCUUUCAAAGAUAAUUUGUAAAACUCAAAAUAACUUCACAGAUCUUCAUUGUAAAGGGUUUAAACACUGUUUCCCAUGCUUGUUCAAUGAACCAUAAACAAUUAAUGAACAUGCACCUGUGGAACGGUCGUUAAGACACUAACAGCUUACAGACGGUAGGCAAUUAAGGUCACUGUUAUGAAAACUUAGGACACUAAAGAGGCCUUUCUACUGACUCUGAAAAACACCAAAAGAAAGAUGCCCAGGGUCCCUGCUCAUCUGCGUGAACGUGCCUUAGGCAUGCUGCAAGGAGGCAUGAGGACCUGCAGAUGUGGCCAGGGCAAUAAAUUGCAAUGUCCGUACUGUGAGACGCCUUAGACAGCGCUACAGGGAGACAGGACGGACAGCUGAUCGUCCUCGCAGUGGCAGACCACGUGUAACAACACCUGCACAGGAUCGGUACAUCUGAACAUCACACCUGCGGGACAGGUACAGGAUGGCAACAUUUUAUACUGAUAACAAGUUCAAACAGUUGCCAUUAAUACAGGUAACGAGUGGAGGACAGAGGAGCCUCUUAAAGAAGAAGUUACAAGUCUGUGAGAGCCAGAAAUCUUGCUUGUUUGUAGGUGACCAAAUACUUAUUUUCCACCAUAAUUUGCAAAUAAAUUCAUAAAAAAUCCUACAAUGUGAUUUUCUGGAAAAAAAAUUCUCAAUUUGUCUGUCAUAGUUGACGUGUACCUAUGAUGAAAAUUACAGGCCUCUCUCAUCUUUUUAAGUGGGAGAACUUGCACAAUUGGUGGCUGACUAAAUACUUUUUUUCCCCACUGUAUAGUAGUACCAUUCCUCUAGAUAGUAGUACCAUUCCUCUAGAUAUAGUAGUACCAUUCCUCUAGAUAGUAGUACCAUUCCUCUAGAUAUAGUAGUACCAUUCCUCUAGAUAGUAGUACCAUUCCUCUAGAUAUAGUAGUACCAUUCCUCUAGAUAUAGUAGUACCAUUCCUCUAGAUAGUAGUACCAUUCCUCUAGAUAGUAGUACCAUUCCUCUAGAUAUAGUAGUACCAUUCCUCUAGAUAUAGUAGUACCAUUCCUCUAGAUAGUGGUACCAUUCCUCUAGAUAGUAGUACCAUUCCUCUAGAUAGUAGUACCAUUCCUCUAGAUAAGUAGUACCAUUCCUCUAGAUAGUAGUAGUACCAUUCCUCUAGAUAUAGUAGUACCAUUCCUCUAGAUAUAGUAGUACCAUUCCUCUAGAUAGUAGUACCAUUCCUCUAGAUAGUAGUACCAUUCCUCUAGAUAUAGUAGUACCAUUCCUCUAGAUAGUAGUACCAUUCCUCUAGAUAUAGUAGUACCAUUCCUCUAGAUAUAGUAGUACCAUUCCUCUAGAUAGUAGUACCAUUCCUCUAGAUAGUAGUACCAUUCCUCUAGAUAGUAGUACCAUUCCUCUAGAUAUAGUAGUACCAUUCCUCUAGAUAGUAGUACCAUUCCUCUAGAUAGUAGUACCAUUCCUCUAGAUAGUGGUACCAUUCCUCUAGAUAUAGUAGUACCAUUCCUCUAGAUAUAGUAGUACCAUUCCUCUAGAUAGUAGUACCAUUCCUCUAGAUUAGUAGUACCAUUCCUCUAGAUAUAGUAGUACCAUUCCUCUAGAUAUAGUAGUACCAUUCCUCUAGAUAUAGUAGUACCAUUCCUCUAGAUAUAGUAGUACCAUUCCUCUAGAUAUAGUAGUACCAUUCCUCUAGAUAGUAGUACCAUUCCUCUAGAUAGUAGUACCAUUCCUCUAGAUAGUAGUACCAUUCCUCUAGAUAUAGUAGUACCAUUCCUCUAGAUAUAGUAGUACCAUUCCUCUAGAUAGUAGUAUACCAUUCCUCUAGAUAUAGUAGUACCAUUCCUCUAGAUUAGUAGUACCAUUCCUCUAGAUAGUAGUACCAUUCCUCUAGAUAGUGGUACCAUUCCUCUAGAUAUGUGUACCAUUCCUCUAGAUAUAGUAGUACCAUUCUCUCUAGAUAGUAGUACCAUUCCUCUAGAUAGUAGUACCAUUCCUCUAGAUAUAGUAGUACCAUUCCUCUAGAUAUAGUAGUACCAUUCCUCUAGAUAUAGUAGUACCAUUCCUCUAGAUAGUGGUACCAUUCCUCUAGAUAUAGUAGUACCAUUCCUCUAGAUAUAGUAGUACCAUUCCUCUAGAUAUAGUAGUACCAUUCCUCUAGAUAGUAGGUACCAUUCCUCUAGAUAGUAGUACCAUUCCUCUAGAUAUAGUAGUACCAUUCCUCUAAUAUGUACCAUCCUAGAUAGUAGUACCAUUCCUCUAGAUAGUAGUACCAUUCCUCUAGAUAGUAGUACCAUUCCUCUAGAUAGUAGUACCAUUCCUCUAGAUAGUAGUACCAUUCCUUAGAUAGUAGUACCAUUCCUCUAGAUAGUAGUACCAUUCCUCUAGAUAGUAGUACCAUUCCUCUAGAUAGUAUACAUUCCUCUAGAUAGUAGUACCAUUCCUUAGAUAGUAGUACCAUUCCUCUAGAUAGUAGUACCAUUCCUCUAGAUAGUAGUACCAUUCCUCUAGAUAGUAGUACCAUUCCUCUAGAUAGUAGUACCAUUCCUCUAGAUAGUAGUACCAUUCCUUAGAUAGUAGUACCAUUCCUCUAGAUAGUAGUACCAUGCCUCUAGAUAUAGUAGUACCAUUCCUCUAGAUAUAGUAGUACCAUUCCUCUAGAUAGUGGUACCAUUCCUCUAGAUAGUGGUACCAUUCCUUAGAUAGUAGUACCAUUCCUCUAGAUAGUAGUACCAUGCCUCUAGAUAUAGUAGUACCAUUCCUCUAGAUAUAGUAGUACCAUUCCUCUAGAUAGUAGUACCAUUCCUCUAGAUAGUGGUACCAUUCCUCUAGAUAGUAGUACCAUUCCUUAGAUAGUAGUACCAUUCCUCUAGAUAGUAGUACCAUGCCUCUAGAUAUAGUAGUACCAUUCCUCUAGAUAUAGUAGUACCAUUCCUCUAGAUAGUGGUACCAUUCCUCUAGAUCAGCCCUUAUUAACCCUGUCCAUCCGUCCCCGCUCAGCUCCAGGGCACCAUCAUGCAGUAUGUGAAGACCCUGAUGGAGGUGAUGCCUAAGAUCUGCCGUCUCCCACGCCACGAGUACGGCUCCCCGGGUGAGUCCAGGGAGAGACAGGGAGCUCCCUUCAAUGUCUGACAGAUUUUUAUAUAAUUAAAAGUUUCAGCAAGAUCAAAUUGGCAAUAGUUGCAAGCUAUUAUGAGUGUCCUUAAUCGAUCUCUUGAUUUGAUUAGCAGAUCUGUCUGUCUCUGUUCCCUGCCAGGUAUCCUGGAGUUCUUCCACCACCAGCUGAAGGACAUAGUGGAGUACGCUGAACUGAAGACGGUCUGCUUCCAGAACCUCAGAGAGGUGGGCAAUGCCCUGCUGUUCUGUCUGCUCAGCGAACAGAGCCUGGUAAGAACCUCAAACACAUUUACAUUUACGUUUACGUCAUUAGCAGACGCUCUUAUCCAGAGCGACUUACAGUUAGUGAGUGUUUUAAUUUUUCAUACUGGCCCCCCGUGGGAAUCGAACCCACAACCCUGGCGUUGCAAACGCCAUGCUCUACCAACUGAGCUACAUCCCUGCCGGCCAUUCCCUCCCCUACCCUGGACGACGCUGGGCCAAUUGUGCGCCGCCCCAUGGGUCUCCCGGUCGCGGCCGGCCACGACAGAGCCAGGAUCUCUAGUGGCACAGCUAGCACUGCGAUGCAGUGCCUUAGACCACUGCGCCACUCGGGAGGUCACAUCAUGACCAAACACAUCAUGACCACAAUACAACCUCAACCACAUCAUGACCACAAUACAACCUCAACCACAUCAUGACCACAAUACAACCUCAACCACAUCAUGACCACAAUACAACCUCAACCACAUCAUGACCAAACACAUCAUGACCACAAUACAACCUCAACCACAUCAUGACCACAAUACAACCUCAACCACAUCAUGACCACAAUACAACCUCAACCACAUCAUGACCCACAAUACAAACCUCAACCACAUCAUGACCACAAUACAACACCUCAACCACAUCAUGACCACAAUACAACCUCAAACCACAUCAUGACCACAAUACACCUCAACCACAUCAUGACCACAAUACAACCUCAACCACAUCAUGACCACAAUACAACCUCAACCAACAUCAUGACCACAAUACAACCUCAACCACAUCAUGACCAAACACAUCAUGACCACAAUACAACCUCAACCACAUCAUGACCACAAUACAACCUCAACCACAUCAUGACCAAACACAUCAUGACCACAAUACAACCUCAACCACAUGCAAAUUUAUACCCUGCUGUUCUGUCUGCGCAGCGAACAGAGCCUGAUAAGAACCACGACCCAAACACGUCUACACAACCUCAACACCUGAAUCACCUUUAUUCACCAAUUACAUUUAAACAUAGUCAGAAUGUUACCUGGUCAUAUGGUGAUAGACAACAUUUACAGACAACGAGUUUAAACAGUUUCCAUUCAUUAUAUACAACUAGUUAGUGGUUUCCAUACAUUAUAUACAACUAGGUAGAGGGGUUUCAUUAUAUACAACUAGGUAGAGUGGUUUCAUUAUAUACAACUAGUUAGUGGUUUCAUUAUAUACAACUAGGUAGAGUGGUUUCAUUAUAUACAACUAGGUAGAGUGGUUUCAUUAUAUACAACUAGUUAGUGGUUUCAUUAUAUACAACUAGGUAGAGUGGUUUCAUUAUAUACAACUAGUUAGAGUGGUUUCAUUAUAUACAACUAGGUAGAGUGGUUUCAUUAAUACAACUAGUUAGAGUGUUCAUUAUAUACAACUAGGUAGAGUGGUUUCAUUAUAUACAACUAGUUAGAGUGGUUUCAUUAUAUACAACUAGUUAGAGUGGUUUCAUUAUAUACAACUAGGUAGAGUGGUUUCAUUAUAUACAACUAGGUAGAGUGGUUUCAUUAUAUACAACUAGUUAGAGUGGUUUUCAUUAUAUACAACUGUUAGAGUGGUUUCAUUUAUCAACUAGGUAGAGUGGUUUCAUUAUAUACAACUAGGUAGAGUGGUUUCAUUAUAUACAACUAGUUAGAGUGGUUUCAUUAUAUACAACUAGUUAGAGUGGUUUCAUUAUAUACAACUAGUUAGAGUGGUUUCAUUAUAUACAACUAGUUAGAGUGGUUUCAUUAUAUACAACUAGGUAGAGUGGUUUCAUUAUAUACAACUAGUUAGAGUGGUUUCAUUAUAUACAACUAGAUAGAGUGGUUUCAUUAUUACAACUAGUUAGAGUGGUUUCAUUAUAUACAACUAGUUAGAGUGGUUUUCAUUAUAUACAACUAGUAGAGUGGUUUCAUUAUAUACAACUAGUAGAGUGGUUCAUUAUAUACAACUAGUUAGAGUGGUUUCAUUAUAUACAACUAGUUAGAGUGUUUCACAUUAAUAUACAACUAGGUAGAGUGGUUAUCCUUUUCAUUAUAUCAAACUAGGUAGAGUGGUUUUCAUUAUAUACAACUAGUUAGAGUGGUUUCAUUAUAUACAACUAGUUAGAGUGGUUUCAUUAUAUACAACUAGUUAGAGUGGUUUCAUUAUAUACAACUAGGUAGAGUGGUUUCAUUAUAUACAACUAGGUAGAGUGGUUUCAUUAUAUACAACUAGUUAGAGUGGUUUCAUUAUAUACAACUAGUUAGAGUGGUUUCAUUAUAUACAACUAGUUAGAGUGGUUUCAUUAUAUACAACUAGGUAGAGUGGUUUCAUUAUAUACAACUAGGUAGAGUGGUUUUCAUUAUAUACAACUAGGUAGAGUGGUUUAUUAUAUACAUUUUAUAGGGGUUCAUUAUUACAACUAGGUAGAGUGGUUUCAUUAUAUACAACUAGGUAGAGUGGUUUUCAUUUAUAUACAACUAGGUAGAGUGGUUUCAUUAUAUACAACUAGUUAGAGUGGUUUUCAUUAUAUACAACUAGGUAGAGUGGUUUCAUUAUAUACAACUAGUUAGAGUGGUUUCAUUAUAUACAACUAGGUAGAGUGGUUUCAUUAUAUACAACUAGGUAGAGUGGUUCAUUAUAUACAACUAGGUAGAGUGGUUUCAUUAUAUACAACUAGUUAGAGUGGUUUCAUUAUAUACAACUAGGUAGAGUGGUUUCAUUAUAUACAACUAGUUAGAGUGGUUUCAUUAUAUACAACUAGUUAGAGUGGUUUCAUUAUAUACAACUAGUUAGAGUGGUUUCAUUAUAUACAACUAGGUAGAGUGGUUUCAUUAUAUACAACUAGGUAGAGUGGUUUCAUUAUAUACAACUAGGUAGAGUGGUUUCAUUAUAUACAACUAGGUAGAGUGGUUUCAUUAUAUACAACUAGGUAGAGUGGUUUCAUUAUAUACAACUAGGUAGAGUGGUUUCAUUAUAUACAACUAGUUAGAGUGGUUUCAUUAUAUACAACUAGGUAGAGUGGUUUCAUUAUAUACAACUAGUUAGAGUGGUUUCAUUAUAUACAACUAGUUAGAGUGGUUUCAUUAUAUACAACUAGGUAGAGUGGUUUCAUUAUAUACAACUAGGUAGAGUGGUUUCAUUAUAUACAACUAGGUAGAGUGGUUUCAUUAUAUACAACUAGGUAGAGUGGUUUCAUUAUAUACAACUAGGUAGAGUGGUUUCAUUAUAUACAACUACGUAGAGUGGUUUCAUUAUAUACAACUAGUUAGAGUGAGUUAGAGCGAUAAGAGAAGGAGCAGAUAAAUAUAUAUAUACACUAUACAAAACAUUAUGCCAGACUGACCAGGUGAAUCCAGGUGAACGCUAUGAUCCCUUAUUGAUGUCACUUGUUAAAUCCACUUCAAUCAGUGUAGAUGAAGGGGAGGAGACAGGUUAAAGAAUGAUUUUUAAGCCUUGAGACAACUGAGACAUGGAUUGUGCCAUUCAGAGGGUGAAUGGGCAAGACAAAGAUUUAAAGGUGCACUGUGCAGAAAUCGAUCCGCCAUUUCCUGGUUGCUAAAAUUCUAAUAGUUCGCCUAAUUUCAGUUGAUGUGACAAAACAAGCAAGUACAGUGUAGAGAAUCAUUGUACAAUCUAAACUGCUUUGAAAUAUAUUUUCAGCUGUUUGAAGCUGGUGUACAAAACCGAAAGUAAAAGACGCAAAAACUAAACUUAAGAAUGGGAAGCAUAGAAAUAGCUCACAUAGAACAGAUAUACCGCUUCUUAGACUUGCUUUCAAUGAGAAUGACAGAUCUAUAACACACAUUUCUAUGUGAAUUUGGUCGGGUCGCCCCAAAAAGUUACAUAUUGCAGAUUUAAGUACCUUUGAACAGGGUAUGGUAGUAGGUGCCAGGCGCACCGGUUUGUGUCAAGAACUGCAACGCUGCUGGGUUUUUCACGCUCAACAGUUUCCUGUGUGUAUCAACAAUGGUCCACCACCCAAAGGACAUCCAGCCAACUUGACACAACUGUGGGAAGCAUUGGAGUCAACAUGGGCCAGCAUCCCUGGGGAACGCUUUUGACACCUUGUAGAGUCCAUGCCCCGACGAAUUGAGGCUGUUCUGAGAGCAAAAGGGGGUGCAACUCAAUAUUAGAAAGGUGUUCCUAAUGUUAGGUAUACUCAGUGGUAUACAGUGGAGGUACAAAUUUACAGAAACAGUAUGAAUAUAUAAAUGCAGAGAGAUGACCAGAGUAAUGCAUUAUAGUGCAGUUAUUUAGUGUACAGUUCAGAGAUGGCUUAAUGCAGUAUGCAGCAUAGAGGGCAUAGUCCUUUAGAUGGCCGGUUGGUGAGGGCCACAGCCUGGGGGAACAAACUGUUCAGGUGGUGGAAGGUUCUGGUCAUGAGUGACCUGAACCGCUUGCCAGAGGUGCAUUUUUGGAGGAGGGGGUGACUGGGGUGGGAGGGGUCAGCGAUUAUCUUUACUGCACGCUUCCUUGCCCUGGAGUCUUGCAGGAGCUUGAUGGAGGGCAGGUGGCAGCCGAUGACCCCCUCUGCAGACUGAACAAUGCGUUGCAGUUUCACCUUGCAGCCGGCAGACCCAAACCAGACGGUGAUGGAGGAUGGAUUGACGAUUGAUGCGUAAAACCGGAUUAAGAUGUUAGAACAUCUUAAAAGAACGAUCUGGCCUUAAUGGCCAUGUUCUGUUAUAACCUCCACCCGGCACCCUGGUUCCUCUCUACCCAGUACAGCCAGAAGAGGACUGGCCACCCCUCAGAGCCUGGUUCCUCUGGUCUACCCAGUACAGCCAGUAGAGGACUGGCCACCCCUCAGAGCCUGGUUCCUCUCUAGGUUUCUUCCUAGGUUUCUGCCUUUCUAUGGAGUUUUUCCUAGCCACCGUGCUUCUACAUCUGCAUUGCUUGCUGUUUGGGGUUUUAGGCUGGGUUUCUGUAUAAGCACUGUGACAUCUGCUGAUGCUUUAUGAAUACAUUUUAUUCUAUUUGACUGGGAGAUGUAGAGUUUUUUCAGCUGCCGCAAGUAGUACAUCCGCUGGUGUGCCUUCUUGGUGACCGCUGUGAUGUUGUCCUUCCAGUUGAGGUUGUGGGAGAUGAUGGUCCCCAGGAAUUUGAAUGAUUCAGCCGUGCUAACAGCUGAGCCAUCAAUCUCAAGGGGGAGAGAUGUUGAGGGGCAUUUUUCUGAAGUCAACCACGAUCUCCACGGUUUUGUCUGUGUUGAGUUCCAGGUUAUUGCGACUGCACCAGACCACCAGCCGGUCGACCUCUCAACCGGUACAUGGAGUCAUCGCCGUCGGUGAUGAGACCGACCUGAGUGGUGUCAUCUGCAAACUUGAGUAGUUUGACAGAUGCGUUGUUGGAAGUGCAGUCAUUGAUGUAUUGUGAGUAGAGGUGAGAGCACGCAUCCUUGCGGCGCUCCGGUGCUGAGGGAUUGGUCCUAUGUAGCUCAGCUGGUAGAGCACGGCGCUUGUAACGCCAAGGUAGUGGGUUCGAUCCCCGGGACCACCCAUACACAAAAAUGUACGCACGCAUGACUGUAAGUCGCUUUGGAUAAAAGCGUCUGCUAAAUGGCUUAUUAUUAUUAUUAUUAUAGGUCCGAAAGGUGUUUUCCCAGCUUCACGUGUUGCGUCCUGUUGGUCAGGAAGUCAGUGAUCCACUGACAAAUGGAGCUGGACACGUUCAGCUGGGAGAGUUUGUCUUGUAACAGUUCUGGGAUGAUGUUAUUGAAUGCAGAGCUAAAGUCCACAAACAAUAUCCUUGCAUAUGUCUCUGGGUUAUCCAGGUGUUUGAGGAUGUAGUGUAGGCCCGUGUUGACAGCGUCUUCCACAGACCUGUUAGCUCUGUAGGCAAACUGCAGAGGGUUGAGGGAGGCAUCAGUCAUGAUUUUGAGAUGGGACAGUGCCUGGCGCUCAAAGGUAAGGAGGUAGAGGGGGGUCUUUUCCUGGUGAUUGAGGGGGCCUUUUGAGUCAAAUCUGCAGUAAAACUGGUUUAGUUUAUUCAGCAGUGAGGGGUCAUCUGCUGUCGGGGGUGCUUUUGGUUUGUAGUUGGUAGUUUGUUUUAGUCAAAUUUGUUUUCAGACAGAUGAGCAGUCGUUGCUGGAGAACUGCUGCUCUAGCCCGACCUUUACUGCUGUUUGGCUGCCUUCAUUCCUGAGUCUAGCUUUUUUUUGGCCUCUCUAGAGGUCCCUGGUCUUCCUCUUUGGCACUGCGGAGAACCCUGUGGUCUUCCUCUUUUGGCACUGCAGAGAGCCCUAAUCUCACCAGUGAACCAUGGCUUGUCUUUGCUGUGUGAUAGAAAAGUCUGAUGGGAUGCAGUUCGCCUCACAUACACUGAUGUAGGAUGUGACCCUGUCUGUGUAGUCGUGUAUGUUGGCAUUGUUGUCCGUGAAUAUGUUCCAAUCCGUGGUGUCUAGGCAGUCCUUUAACUCCCCAAUUGCCUCUUCAGUCCAUUUCCGCACUGUAUGUUUGACAUGCUUGGUGUUUUUUUUAGUUUCUGUCUGUAUGCUGGGAUGAGGUGUAGCAUCACCUGGUCAGGGGACAGCGUGGUCUGAGUUCCCCAGGGGACCGUGGGGGACAGCGUGGUCUGAGUUCCCCAGGGGACCGUGGGGGACAGCGUGGUCUGAGUUCCCCAGGGGAUCGUGGGGGACAGCGUGGUCUGAGUUCCCCAGGGGACCGUGGUGGACAGCGUGGUCUGAGAUCCCCAGGUGGGCAGCGUGGUCUGAGUUCCCCAGAGGAGCGUAGGGGACAGCGUGGUCUGAGAUCCCCAGGGGAGCGUAGGGGACAGCGUGGUCUGAGUUCCCCAGGGGAGCGUAGGGGACAGCGUGGUCUGAGUUCCCCAGGGGAGCGUAGGGGACAGCGUGGUCUGAGAUCCCCAGGGGAGCGUAGGGGACAGCGUGGGAUGAGUUCCCCAGGGGAGCGUAGGGGAUAGCGUGGGAUGAGUUCCCCAGGGGAGCGUAGGGGAUAGCGUGGGAUGAGUUCCCCAGGGGAGCGUAGGGGAUAGCGUGGGAUGAGUUCCCCAGGGGAGCGUGGGGGACAGCGUGGUCUGAGAUCCCCAGGGGAGCGUAGGGGACAGCGUGGGAUGAGUUCCCCAGGGGAGCGUAGGGGAUAGCGUGGGAUGAGUUCCCCAGGGGAGCGUAGGGGAUAGCGUGGGAUGAGUUCCCCAGGGGAGCGUAGGGGAUAGCGUGGGAUGAGUUCCCCAGGGGAGCGUAGGGGACAGCGUGGUCUGAGAUCCCCAGGGGAGCGUAGGGGACAGCGUGGGAUGAGUUCCCCAGGGGACCGUGGGGGAUAGCGUGGGAUGAGUUCCCCAGGGUUGUUUUUGUUUUAAACAAUCUUCUCUUUCGCUCUCAGACUCAGGAGGAGGUGUGUGACCUGUUACAUGCCGCACCAUUCCAGAACAUUCUUCCCAGGAUCCAUGUCAAGGGUAAGAUUGUCUGUCUGUUCUGUCUGUUCUGUCUGUCUGUCUGAGUGGAUCAGUGAAUCUGUUGUCUCCUCUUUCUGUAGAGGGUGAGCGUCUUGAUGCCAAGAUGAAACGUCUGGAGGCUAAAUACACAGCCCUGCACCUGGUCCCCCUGAUAGAACGCCUGGGAACCCCACAGGUACCAUCACACUGCCUUAGUAACACCUGGUUCCCCUGAUAGAACGCCUGGGAACCCCUCAGGUACCAUCACACUGCCUUAGUAACACCUGGUUCCCCUGAUAGAACGCCUGGGAACCCCUCAGGUACCAUCACACUGCCUUAGUAACACCAACCCUGCAACUGGUUCCCCUGAUAGAACGCCUGGGAACCCCUCCCCCCUCUCUCUCCCCCCUCCCCCCUCCCUCGUCCCUAUUUCUCCCCCUUUAAUUCCCACUCUUUCUCCCCCCUCUCUCCCACUGUAGCAAAUAGCCAUUACCCGUGAAGGUGACCUGCUGACCAAAGAGCGUCUGUGUUGUGGCCUGUCCAUGUUCGAGGUCAUCCUCACACGUGUCCGUGGUUUCCUGGACGACCCCAUCUGGCGCGGCCCGUUGCCAAGCAACGGCGUGAUGCACGUGGACGAGUGUGUGGAGUUCCACCGGCUGUGGAGCGCCAUGCAGUUUGUUUACUGCAUUCCUGUAGGAGCUCACGAGUUCACCGUGGAGUGAGUAGUGACACAGCAUCUGUCUAGAAGGAUCUAUGAGGGUUUUGCAGUGCUCUGUAUACAGGGUGAAUUGGAUGUCAUCUUAAAGCCAUGUCUACGUUUACAUUUGACAUGUUAGUCAUUUAGCAGACGCUCUUAUCCAGAGUGACUUCGUUAUAAGUGCAUUCAUCUUAAGAUAGCUAGGUGGGACAACCACAUAUCACAGGCAUAGAAAGGACAUUUUUCCUCAGUAACGGAGCGAUCAGUAGAGACAAAGCUAGAGGGGUCAAGGGAAAGUGCUGGUUAAGGUUAUUUUUAUUACAUUUGUUUGAGGAGGAUUAUUUAAGAUACUGUUUGAUGAGGAAGGGUUUCAGAUGUUUUUGGGAAGAUGGGCAGGGACUCUGCUGUCCUAGCGUCAGGGGGAAGCUGGUUCCACCAUUGGGGUGCCAGGACAGAGAAGAGCUUACGAGUGGGAGGGCCAAGAGACCUGAGGUGGCAGAACGGAGUGCUCGGGUUGGGGUGUAGGGUUGGAGCAUAGCCUGAAGGUAGGGACUCAGGUUGGGGUGAAGGGUUGGAGCAUAGCCUGAAGGUAGGGACUCAGGUUGGGGUGAAGGGUUUGAGCAUAGCCUGAAGGUAGGGAGGGGCAGUUUCUCUUGCUGCUCCGUAGGUAAGCACCAUGGUGUUGUAGUGGAUGUGAGCUUCGACUGGAAGCCAGUGGAGUGUGCAGAGGAGCGGGGUGACAUGGGAGAACUUGGGAAGGUUGAACACCAGGCAGGCUGCAGCGUUCUGGAUAAGUUGCAGGGGUUUGAUGGCACAAGCGGGGAGCCCAGCCAACAGAGAGUUGAAAUAGUCCAGACGGGACAGGACAAGUGCCUGGAUUAGGACCUGCACUGCUUCCUGUGUGAGGUAGGGUUAUACUCUACGGAGGUUAUAGAGCAUGACCCUGCAGGAGAGAGUCACUGCUUUGAUGUUUGCAGAGACACCAGGGUGUUGUCCAGGGUCAGGCCAAGGUUAUUUGCACUCUGGGAGGACGACACUGUGGAGUUAUCAACCGUGAUGAAGAGGUCUUUAAGCGGGCAGGCCUUCCCGGGGAGGAAGAGCAGUUCCGUCUUGAUGAGGUUGAGGUGGUGGGCCGACAUCCAAGCUGAGCUAUCUGCCAGGCAUGCAGAGAUGCGUGUCAGAAGGAGAAAAGUAGUUGCGCGUCAUCCACAUAGCAAUGAUAGGAGAGUCCAUGUGAGGAUAUGACGGAGACGAGUGACUUGGUGUAUAGAGAGAAGAGGAGAGGGCCUAGAACCGAGCCCUGGGGGACACCAGUAGUGAGAGUACGUGGUGCAGACACAGAUCCUCUCCACGUCACCUGGUAGGAGCGGCCUGCCAGGAUAGGAUGCAACCCUGAGAGCCUGAGACACCCAGCCCUGAGAGGGUGGAGAGGAGGAUCAGCCCUGAGAGGGUGGAGAGGAGGAUCAGCCCUGAGAGGGUGGAGAGGGGGAUCAGCCCUGAGAGGGUGGAGAGGAGGAUCAGCCCUGAGAGGGUGGAGAGGAGGAUCAGCCCUGAGAGGGUGGAGAGGAGGAUCAGCCCUGAGAGGGUGGAGAGGAGGAUCAGCCCUGAGAGGGUGGAGAGGAGGAUCAGCCCUGAGAGGGUGGAGAGGAGGAUCUGAUGGUUCACGGUGUCGAAGGAGUAGGAGGAUGAGAACAGAGGAGAGAGAGUCAGCUUUGGCAGUGCGGAGAACCUCCGUGACACAGAGAAGAGCAGUCUCGGUUGAGUGACUCGUCUUGAAGCCUGACUGGUUAGGGUCAAGAAGAUCGUUCUGAGAGAGAUAAUGAUAGAGUUGAGCGUGCUGUCUCUGACCAAGUGUUUUGAAAAGAAAGAUGAGUCGAGUGUUGGUUUCUUGAGGAGGGAAGCAACUCUGGCCAUCUUGAAGUCAGAGGGGAUGCAGCCAGUGGUCAGGGAUGUGUUGAUGAGGGAAGUGAGGAAUGGGAGAAGGUCUCCAGAGAAGGUCUGGAGAAGGGAGAAGGAGAUGGGGUCGAGUGGACAGGUUGUCAGGCGGCCAGACCUCACUAGUCGCAGGAUGUCAUCUGGAGAGAGAGGGGAGAAAGAGGUCAAGGCGUAGGGUAGUUCUGUGUGAGUGGGACCAGUGGACUCAAUAGGCUGAGUGAAUGAGGAGCGGUUGACAAAGUGGUUGACAAAGUCGUCCGCAAGGAGGGAAGAGAAGGUGGAAAAGAGUUAGUGAUAAAAAAAGUGGCUUUAGCAGCAGAUACAGAGGAAGAGAAGGUAGAGCGGAGGGAGUGAAGGGAUGGCUUUAGCAGCAGAUACAGAGGAAGAGAAGGUAGAGCGGAGGGAGUGAAGGGAUGGCUUUAGCAGCAGAUACAGAGGAAGAGAAGGUAGAGCGGAGGGAGUGAAAGGAUGGCUUUAGCAGCAGAUACAGAGGAAGAGAAGGUAGAGCGGAGGGAGUGAAAGGAUGGCUUUAGCAGCAGAUACAGAGGAAGAGAAGGUAGAGAGGAGGGAGUGAAAGGAUGGCUUUAGCAGCAGAUACAGAGGAAGAGAAGGUAGAGCGGAGGGAGGGAAAGGAUGGCUUUAGCAGCAGAUACAGAGGAAGAGAAGGUAGAGCGGAGGGGAGGAGAAAGGAUGGCUUUAGCAGCAGAUACAGAGGAAGAGAAGGUAGAGCGGAGGGAGUGAAAGGAUGGCUUUAGCAGCAGAUACAGAGGAAGAGAAGGUAGAGAGGAGGGAGGGAAAGGAUGGCUUUAGCAGCAGAUACAGAGGAAGAGAAGGUAGAGAGGAGGGAGUGAAAUGAUGGCUUUAGCAGCAGAUCCAGAGGAAGGGAAGGUAGAGAGGAGGGAGUGAAAGGAUGGCUUUAGCAGCAGAUACAGAGGAAGAGAAGGUAGAGCGGAGGGAGGGAAAGGAAGAUAGGUCCUCCGGAAGUUUAGUUUUCCGCCAUUUUCUCUCAGCCGCCCGCCGCCCUGUUCUGUAAGCUCGCAAUGAACCACGAAGCAGGAGGGAGGGCCGGCCCGGCCAGGACGAAAGGGGACAGAGCGAGUCCUAGGAUGCGGAAAGGGAGGAGAGUAGGGUUGAAGAGGCUGAAUCAGGAGACAGGAGGGAGAAGGAUAUAGCAGAAGGGAGAGGGAGGGAGAGAGAGGGAGAGAGAGAGAGAGAGGGAGAGAGAGAGAGAGGGAGGGGAGAGAGGAGAGAGAGAGAGAGGGGAGAGAGAGAGAGGGGAGAGAGAGAGGAGAGAGAGAGGGGAGAGAGAGAGAGAGAGAGGGGAGAGAGAGAGCGAGAGAGGGAGAGAGAGAGAGAGACAGACAGACAGACAGAGAGCGAGAGAGAGAGAGAGAUGAUUGCGACGGCGUUUCAGGGACAGUCUCAACUUGGCUGGGUGUAUAACCUGUGUUGUCUCAGUGUUUCAGGGACGGUCUCCAAUGGACUGGGUGUAUAACCUGUGUGUUGUAUUAUCCAGGCAGUGUUUCGGAGACGGUCUCCACUGGGCUGGGUGUAUGAUCAUCUCCCUACUGGGUCAACAGAGACGCUUUGACAUCCUGGACUUCAGCUAUCACCUGCUGAAGGUGCAGAAACACGACGGAAAGGAUGAGAUCAUCAAGAGUGUGGUGAGUGGAGGUUCAGGGGUCAGCACUGGAACCUUCAGACCCCAAACAUCUGGGUCAUUCGUAUUCAUUAGUGCAAAACGUUCAGCAAAUUUGGUUCCUAGUGAAUACGACCAUGGAAAUAUUUUUCACUUUUAUUAAUUUUUUUCUUUCAAGGUGGUGUCAUGUUUGGGUUUGCCAGACUGUAUUUUAGAUCCGAUCAAAACAAUGUCUCUCCCUCCUCAGCCUCUUAAAAGUAUGGCGGAGAGAAUCCACAAGUUCCAGAUUCUCAACGAUGAGAUCUACGCCAUUCUGAACAAGUACCUGAAGUCAGGCGAUGGGGAAAACAUGCCUGUGGAGCAUGUCCGGUGCUUCCAGCCUCCUAUCCACCAAUCCCUGGCCAGCAACUGAGAUUGACAGGUGCACCAUCCAAUAACAUGGAUCAGCAAUACAUUUCCCAUAGCACCAUCCACUUAUGUCAGAUGAAACACAAUAAAGGUUGCAUCUCAAAUGUUACCCUAUUGGGCACUAUUUUAUAUAACUGCGCUACAUAGGGAAUAGGGAGCCUUUUUGGACGCACUUAUAUCAAAUAUUCCUCCAUCUGCUUCUUCCAUCAGUAGGUCUUAAAGCUGCAGUGGCCCAUGAGACUAACGAGGUCCAACUUCCCUUACAUGCUGUUUGUCAGGAUGAUUUUUGUACCCAAUUGUGCCUUAAGGUAGCAAUCGCUAUUUUCAUAGUUUUUUUGCGUCCUAAACUCUGUGUUUGAUACAUAUGGAUCACUAUAGACCAGGGUAUGAAACGGGACUUGAUGAUGAUGAUGAUGAUUUAAGGGGUUUGGGAUAUCAUUGGAGAACAGGAUCCUGUGUUCAAUGAAGGGGAAUUGGAAACGGUAGAGUAAAUUUUCUAUAUGGUGUUAAACAUUUUCAUGCUAAAAACCUAUAAUCUUAAAGGAAAUCUGUAAAGUAACCAAGUUCAUAAUGAUGAUAAGCAUUUAUUCACUUUGCCUUUUUUGUGUUUGAAUUAUUUUAAUAAUUUUAAGUCAAUAAAUAUGUAACAAAUCUCUGCUUGUUCUUGAGGCCAUUUUUAUGUAAAAGAUACAAAACAAGUUCAUGGUAAUUUUCCGACAACUCUUCCUUUCAAGUAUCACAUUCGGAACACGUCUUAGUUUGUGUCCCAAAUUACACCCUAUGCCCUAUUUAGUGCACUACUUUAGACCAGGGACCAAUGUGCCCCGGUCAAAAGUAGUGCACUAUAUA
This is a messenger RNA of Coregonus sp. 'balchen', 17706 nucleotides long. The record is from the annotation of a GenBank genome assembly. Lineage: Eukaryota; Metazoa; Chordata; Actinopteri; Salmoniformes; Salmonidae.